AUGGAGACAACUAUAGCAGGGAGCCUCAUCAAGGCUCAAUUAGUCGACAAACUACCAAAGCGGUUCAGAGAGCUAAAGUUUGGCGUCCAGUCCAACCAGGACAUUGCGAAUCAAACAGUCCUUGAAGUGUCCGACCGCCUAUUAUACGAUAUCGAAAAUAAUCGUGCCCCUUAUAGCCAUGGCCCUCUUGAUCCCCGGCUAGGAACUUCUAGCCGAUCCUCGAACUGCCGCACUUGUAACGAAGCGCUACAGAAUUGCACCGGUCAUUUCGGCCAUGUUCGGCUUCCUUUACCGGUUUUCCACAUAGGCUACUUUCGGUUUACAAUAGCCAUGCUCCAGAACAUCUGCAAAGAUUGUGCCCAGGUUCUGCUGACUGAGCCCGAUCGCGGAUUCUUUCUGAAGGAGAUGCGACGAACAGACACGGACAACACUCAACGCUCCAAAAUCUUCAAAAAAUCAAUGAGCAAUGCCGCAAAGUAA
Molecule: messenger RNA, 480 nt
Organism: Parascedosporium putredinis
Lineage: Eukaryota; Fungi; Ascomycota; Sordariomycetes; Microascales; Microascaceae
Source: the annotation of a GenBank genome assembly